CUGACAAACUUGCGACCGACCGCUUCCAUCAACAUUUUCCUUCCAGCGCACCUCCAGGUGUUGCGAUGUCGCUAGCUAGUAGCAUUCACUUAACAGGGCCGCGUUUGACGCUACCUCGCGCGGUGACGUCGCGCCCCAGCGGCGGGAGAAGGUCAGCCAUGGUAGUCGCCUCCGCCAGCGACGCAGGGCCAGCGCCCGCGGCGACCGCGUCAGGGGCCGCGGCGGCAGUUACCUCCACUCCCAAGCCUGCGGACGUGGUGACCGUGUACUUUAGGCAGGAGGGCACCUCCACCACGGCGCGGCCGGGCGAGGACUUCAUGGACGUGGCAUCCCGCUGCAAGGCCGACAUCCCCACCGGCUGCCUGCACGGGUCCUGCGGCGUGUGCGAGGUGGAGCUGUUCAAGUACCAGGUGGACGCUGAGAGCGGCGAGGCGCGGGAGGCGGGCAACCCAGUGGUGAUGCGGGCAUGUGUGGCCAAGGUGCCUCGGGGCUGGGGGCGGGUAGAGGUGGGCAUGAUGGCCAUCGACCAGGUGUGGGGGCAGGAUGGCUGGGACACGUGAUGGGUGAACGACUGUGAUGUGUGGGAGCAAGAAGACCUGGUGACUGACAUGAAGCGCCUGGAGAGGGGUCUCGGGGAGGAGAGGAGAGGAAAGGAGAGGUAGCGGUUGCAAAGACUUUGUCAUUUUGUGGCAACUGGUUGCUGUGAGCAAUUCGCAAGUUGUUGCAAAGGAGUGCUUCAUUGUAAUGAGGUGAAUGGAUCUGUUGCGUACAGGACUGACUGAUGCUACUGAUGCUCAUUAUGUCCUGGCUGUGCUUGCUCAUUCUAAAGCAGUGAUACCAGUCUAGAGAGCUGGAGGUAGGGUUGAGCCACCAUAGUUGUAGGGCCAAGUGCCUGCCCCUGGAAGGUGCACCCCCUAGCUGAUGGGCUCAUCCAUCCACAUCAUGGGCAUUCACGGCCCUGUCAUCCUUGUAACAGUUCAGUGCC
Messenger RNA from Chlamydomonas reinhardtii, 985 nucleotides. RefSeq lists its product as uncharacterized. NCBI's taxonomy places the organism in Eukaryota, Viridiplantae, Chlorophyta, Chlorophyceae, Chlamydomonadales, Chlamydomonadaceae. The transcript is spliced from 3 exons. Bases 159 to 560 code for a protein of 133 amino acids. The record is from RefSeq and is a predicted model, not a curated record. Gene Ontology annotation, molecular function: 2 iron, 2 sulfur cluster binding.